AUGCCCCAUAAGCUUGCCGAGCAACGAUAUCCUGGCACGAUUGACGAAAAAGUUGGCUGCGAAGUGGCCACAUAUAUAUGGAUGCAAGAGCACUGCGCUAACAUCCGGAUACCAAACCUUUACGCAUUUGGCUUUACUGACGGCGGCCAUUUCACCCAUGUCGAGCAGCGACCAUUUUACGUCUGGGCCUACCACCGAUUCCGGCGACUGAUCCAUCGCCUCUUUCACUACCCCUUGCUCUCGAAUUACACUCGCAACGCGUCCUCACCAGCCGUUGACACCGCCUAUAUGCUUUUGGAACAUAUCGGCCCCGAGACCGGAAGUAUGCUUUCAUGUACCUGGACUCAACAUAUGCGCGACGCAAACCGGCGAGCUCGCCUGUUCCAGGGCAUGUCGCGUAUUAUGCUCUCGCUUGCUCGGCUUCCACACCCACAUAUUGGAUCCUUUAAAUUCAAUGCCAGUGACGGCACAAUUCAGCUUUCUAACCGGCCCCUGACAUGCACCAUGAUGAUUUUCGAGAAUAGCGGGACGCCGCGAACAAUUCAGCCGCACCAACUCUACCAGAGCACUGACAGUUUCGCCUCCGAUAUGCUUACGCUAUAUGAUAAUCACCUCCUUCACGACCCUCAUGCUGUGCGAGAUGCAGAUGAUGCCCGAGAACGAAUGACGAUUAGGACAUUACUUCGAACGAUAAUGCACCGCUUUAUUCUGCCAGGUCGGAGGAACGGCCCUUUCCUCCUUCAAUUGACCGACUUUCAUCAAAGCAAUAUUUUUGUGGACGAUGAUUGGAACGUUACUUGUUUGAUUGAUCUUGAAUGGAUCUGCGCGCUUCCUGUGGAAAUGUUGUCCGUGCCACACUGGCUUACAAACUGCAGCAUCGAUGGUAUCAUCGACGAAGAGUACAGCACUUUUGACGAAGUGCGGCAGGCCUUCCUAAAAGUUAUGGAUGAGGAGAAUAGGAGCGUACGGAUGGAACAUGAUAUUGACAUCACAAGCACGAUGAGAGAUGUUUGGGAGUCUAAAGGAGUGUGGUUCUGGGCCUGCGUGAGAUCUAUAAAUGCUUGGCUUUUCGUGUUUGAGGAUCACAUUCUACCCAAAUUCUCCGCCGAUAGAGCACUAGUUGUUGACCUGAAGCAGGUCUCGACAUUUUGGCAAGAGAACGUUGGACAGGUUGUAAAAGCCAAAGUAGACGACGAAGAAAGGUACCAGGCGGAGCUCUGGUCUCUCUUUCAUGAGGGACUCUACUGA
Messenger RNA from Metarhizium album ARSEF 1941, 1248 nucleotides. RefSeq lists its product as uncharacterized. The coding region runs from base 1 to 1248 and encodes 415 amino acids. NCBI's taxonomy places the organism in Eukaryota, Fungi, Ascomycota, Sordariomycetes, Hypocreales, Clavicipitaceae. The record is from RefSeq and is a predicted model, not a curated record. The transcript is spliced from 2 exons.